GAAUCUUUAAACACAAUGGAGAAAACAGAAGUAGUAGAUUCUGAGGAACAAGUGGUUCAUGCGCUGGUUCACUUUGUCGAAGAGAAAUCCAAAUCAGCAAUUGCGGAGAGAGAUCGGUUCGUUAUGGGCCUGUCAGGUGGCUCAGCUUGCACAUUUCUCUGCAAAGGCUUACCUAUGAUCACAUCUGACUGGACUAAAUGGAAGUUCAUAUUCUGUGAUGAACGAGUCGUGCCGUUCGAUAACGCCGAGUGUACGUUUUCUAUUUAUAAGAAUAAUUUGUUUUCCAAGAUUCCAUUCAACGAUGAACAAUUCGUCAUCAUCGAUCCUUCGUUGCCAGCCAAGCAAGCUGCUGAAGACUAUGAACGUAAACUAAGAGCUCUGUACCCUGAUAACGUGGAUCUACCGAAAUUCGAUUUGUUAUUACUUGGGGCUGGUCCAGAUGGACACACUUGUUCUCUUUUUCCAGGUCAUCCACUGUUGGAUGUAACAGAUAGAUGGGUAGCUUCGAUCGACGAUUCGCCGAAGCCACCGCCAAGCAGAGUUACGUUGACUUAUCCCAUCAUAAAUAAUGCUCUUAGCGCUGUCUUCGCCUUCGCCGGCGCUGGCAAAGCCGAAUUGGUUAAGCGUCUACUAAAGGACAAAGAAGACUUGCCAGCUACUCGUGUCAAACCAGCAGAAUUGCUUUGGAUCUUGGAUCGAGCCGCGGCUAGCCAAUUGUAGUUGAAAAGGGCUGUGGAUGUAUCACUGUUCGCAUGCUUUAUCAUUCCUUAUUGUCUAAGAGGGAUUUUGUUUUGGGGAUUUCAAUAAAGUUUAUUUCAACUCA
This is a messenger RNA of Daphnia magna, 823 nucleotides long. RefSeq names its product 6-phosphogluconolactonase. The record is from RefSeq and is a predicted model, not a curated record. Gene Ontology annotation, biological process: pentose-phosphate shunt; carbohydrate metabolic process. NCBI's taxonomy places the organism in Eukaryota, Metazoa, Arthropoda, Branchiopoda, Diplostraca, Daphniidae. Gene Ontology annotation, molecular function: 6-phosphogluconolactonase activity. The coding region runs from base 16 to 720 and encodes 234 amino acids. The transcript is spliced from 5 exons.